UCAUUCAUCAUCAACAACAAUUAACAAUUUUCAGUCCAAACCCAACCCCAAUUCCUAACAUUAACAAUCCAUUGUUCCAAUUUCAAACCCUUUAGAAAAAUGACAAUGGCCCCUUAACAUUUCAAUUCCAAUUCCCUCAAUCCCUCACCCACCAAUCAUAAUUAUCAUCAACAACAACAACUAUAACAAACAAGUAACCUUUUUUUAGUCCAACCCCAAAUCCUAAUAAUCUUCAAUGUUCCCAAAACAAUUUUUUAGGGUUCCAAUUUCAAACCCCUAGAAAAGUUUUGGUUUUCAUUCUUUACCCUUUCUUCCUCAAGCACUAGCAGAACCACCCCAACCGACCCAUCAUCACAAUAUCCACCAAGUUUGGAUUUUGACGUUGAAAAUGGCCACGAGGGGCACCAGAUCGGAGAAGGUGCGGCGAAUCUUCCAACAAUUCGACGCCAACCGCGAUGGGGGUCUCAACCGUGAAGAGAUGGCGUCGCUGGUGGGUGCGGUGAACCCUAGGGUGAAGUUCAGCGACGAGCAAAUCAACGCCAUUCUCGACGAGGUUUUCCGAACCUACGGCGAGUUCAUCGACGGCGACAAGGGGCUCACCUACGACGGCCUCCUCCGGACCUACGACGACGGCGCCGGCGAUGUGGACAGGGACUUCGACGCCCUCGGCCUUGACCUCAAUGCUGAUGAAGCUGUUACCGGCGGUACGACCAAGGUGGCAGCGUCAGAGGCCUCGUCGUCGUCGAUUGUGGACGAGAGGAUGGCGGUGGAGUCGCAGAAGAAGCAGCGGACGGCGGCGUGGGCGGUCUCGCCGAAUCACGGCAUCGUGUUCGACGACACUUGGAAGAUCGUGGAUGACUUGGAGAUUCUGGUGAAGAGGCUGAAGCAGAAGCAGGUGAAGGAUGGGAAGCUGAAGGGUGAGAAUUUUGAUGCUUAUUCUGAUGCGGGUUGGUCGCGCGAGUUGGGGCCUUCCACUGAGAUUUCUGAGAAGAGGGUGAUGUGGGAGGAGUCAGGGCAUGAUUAUGCAGUUUUUGUGAAGGAAUUGGGAGGUUUGAGAGGUAGGGCUGACAGUGCUAGAUCAAGGGAAGAAGCUUUUGAUGGACACAUGGCAAUUGGCAGGGUUUUGUAUGAGCAUCAGUUGUUUAAGGAGGCAUUGGUUAGUUUCAAGAGGGCUUGUGAGUUGCAACCAGUUGAUGUCAGGCCUCAUUUUAGGGCUGGUAACUGUUUCUAUGUUCUUGGCAGGUACAAGGAGGCCAAGGAAGAGUUCCUGUUGGCACUUGAGUCUGCUGAGGCUGGUGGAAAUCAGUGGGCUUAUUUGUUGCCCCAGAUUUAUGUCAACCUUGGAAUUGCAUUGGAAGGUGAAGGCAUGGUUUUGAGUGCCUGUGAGUAUUAUAGGGAGGCUGCGAUUCUCUGUCCGACACAUUUUAGAGCUUUGAAACUCUUAGGUAGUGCCCUUUUCGGUGUAGGCGAAUAUAGGGCUGCUGUGAAGGCGCUUGAGGAAGCUAUUUUCAUGAAGCCGGAUUAUGCCGAUGCGCAUUGCGAUCUUGCUUCGGCUCUGCAUGCCAUGGGUGAGGAUGAGAGGGCAAUUGAGGUGUUUCAGAAGGCUAUUGAUUUGAAACCUGGUCAUAUUGAUGCGCUUUACAAUUUAGGGGGGCUGUAUAUGGACCUGGGAAGGUUUCAGAGGGCUUCGGAGAUGUACACUAGGGUUUUGGCUGUGUGGCCUAACCAUUGGCGAGCACAGCUGAACAAGGCCGUGUCGCUGCUGGGAGCUUCGGAGACUGAGGAAGCCAAAAGAGCUUUGAAGGAAGCUCUGAAAAUGACAAACAGGGUUGAGUUGCAUGAUGCAAUAUCACACUUGAAGCAGCUGCAGAAAAAGAAGAACAAAACCAAUGGGAGUGUUCCUGGAGAGUCUGCAUUUGUUAUAAUUGAGCCAUCCAAGUUUAAGACAGUCGGGGAAAAGACUACAACGAGGCAGGAACUAGCCAGUGCCUUACAGAUCAGGGCACUUCAGAGGGUUACUAGGUUGACUCGUUGCAGUGUGGAGCUUUUGAAGAAGGAAAUGAGUGAAAAUGAUGUGCCGGUGUCCUAUUCCGGUAGUGGAGUGCCUCAAAAAUCCAUCCGUAAGCCGAAUUUGGAAGAAACCCUUCGCAGAUUGCUUAGUUUCCUAAAGCCUGAGACUUUUCAAGGAGCUGUCAAAGCCAUUAAUGAGAGGAUUCUUUCUGUUUUGGAUGAAAGUGGUUCAGGCAGGCUUGAUCUGGGAAUGUUUUUUGCUAUUCUUGCUCCUAUUUGUGGUGGUCCCUCAGAGAGACGGAAGAGGAUUGCCUUUGAUGCACUUUUAUGGCGUCCCAUGAAUGAGGAUGGUGCUAAUAUCAGGAAAAUUGAUGCUGCUACAUACAUCAAGCUGUUAAGGGCUGUUUAUGUUCCUUCCAUAGGGGCUAGUGAGUUAAUGGAAGUUCGCGGGGACGCAGACACUUCAAUGGUGUCGUUCUCUGAGUUUCUAGUCAUGUUUGAUGAUCCAGAUUGGGGUUUUGGCAUCAUGCCUACUCUACUGAAGCUUGAAGCAGGGGAUCGAAACCGACACGGCAACACGGUGUGCUCAAUUUGCCACUACCCCAUUAUUGGUUCCCGCUUUAAGGAGAUAAAGUCUCAUUUUAGCUUGUGUAACCAAUGCUACAGUGAGGGGAAGGUGCCUUCUACAAUUAAGCAAGAAGAGUACAGAUUUAAGGAGUAUGGAAGUGAGGGUGAAGCAAUGAAAGAUAAGUAGAAUCUGAAUUUCCAGCACUAGUGGUGCAAGAAGCUCAGUCAUUCGUUCAACAUCUUAGUGGUGCAAGAAGCUCAAUCAUUUGUUCAACAUCUUACUCUACCUUGUUAGAGUGGGGAGGUGUGAAGCAUGAAGACUUCUCCUUUUCAGAAAAAUUAAAACUUUGAAAAUGUUACAAUAGGUCAUCAAACUUCAUUUGAGAAUGUCACUUGUUUUUAUAUUCGCCCUUUGUACUCCACAUAAUGUAUAAUGUAUAUACUUCAAGUGCAUAUCAGGUGAGAACAUGCAAAUUGAGAAGUAAUCUUGACCAUACAAUCAUUUUUGGAUGGUUAAAACAUUAACUAUUU
Messenger RNA from Lotus japonicus, 3108 nucleotides. RefSeq lists its product as uncharacterized. The coding region runs from base 389 to 2764 and encodes 791 amino acids. The record is from RefSeq and is a predicted model, not a curated record. The transcript has 2 exons. Lineage: Eukaryota; Viridiplantae; Streptophyta; Magnoliopsida; Fabales; Fabaceae. Gene Ontology annotation, cellular component: plasma membrane. Gene Ontology annotation, molecular function: protein binding; calcium ion binding.